CCACACUCGUUAUCACACUUUUCCUUUGUCAUUUGUAGUAUUUUCUUUCCGUCUGUCCAACAUGCACAUUUCCAAAGCCUCCCAGCUCAUGGCCCUCCUGGUCAUCGGCGCCCCCGUGUUGGCCUUUACCCCCAAGGGCGACAACCCCAUGGUGGCCCAAUCGCCUGACCCCGGCGCCCAGGCUGAUGUUGCUGGCUCUCCCAAGGUUUCCAGCCCCGCCCAGGAGAACUGGAAGCUGGUCAACGGCAGGGUGGUGAUGAAGCAUCCCGCCGCUCGCCCUGACCUCGGCACUGAGGACAAGCCCAAUCGCCUUGUGGCUCGGCGCACCAGGUAUGACAGCGACAACGACGACGACGACGACGAUGGUCCCAUCCCCGGAUCUCCGCCUCACAACCGCAGGCCAAAGGGCGGAGUCGCAAGGGGCGGACCCUCGCAGAAAAAGCCCAAUCGCCUUGUGGCCCGGCGCACCAGGUAUGACAGCGACAACGACGACGACGAUGACGAUGGUCCCAUCCCGGGGUCCCCCCCUCACAACCGCAAGCCAAAGGGCGGCUUCGCCAGGGGCCGAGCCUCGCAGAGGAAUGCCAACCGCCUCGUGGCCCGAGGUGGCGACGACAACGACGAUGACGCCGUCCCGCCGUCCUCCCCAAAGUCCACCCGCCGCCCUGGCGACAAGCCAAGGUACCUGAAGGGUUAUGCCACGGGCAAUCACGCCAACCACGGCAGCCCGAAGGGCCAACACCAGUGAGGACCCGCAAACUAAGACAGGCGCCUUGCAGCCAGUUGCA
Pyricularia oryzae 70-15 is the source of this 788-nucleotide messenger RNA. RefSeq lists its product as uncharacterized. NCBI's taxonomy places the organism in Eukaryota, Fungi, Ascomycota, Sordariomycetes, Magnaporthales, Pyriculariaceae. The transcript has a single exon. Bases 62 to 748 code for a protein of 228 amino acids. The record is from RefSeq and is a predicted model, not a curated record.